UGGAAAGAAGGAGCCCCAAAAGGGAGGCAGCAUCCUCGGAUAUUGUGACGGUGUCGUUUGCCUGAAGGAAGAAAGUUUUUUGUUUUUUUUUAUGUUUCUUUAUCGCUGCUCGGACACGGAAGAGACUCCUCACUGCUUCCCUCCGCCCGUGGGAGGAACAAAAAAAAGCUUUUAUUUUCUAUAAUGAUGGAAUUUAAACUUGCGUGCUUCAACUUUCUGAAUUCUCGCAGGGCUUUUCAAAGUAGGCGCACACCGGCGGUUGUUUAAUGGCUGAGGGGCGCAGCCGCCAGAGUCGUGCGUGGAGGAAGAGGACAGAGUGAGCGGGAAAACCGGCGCCCUUUUUUUUUUUUUUAAUUUAAAUUUUAUUUUUUUUAGCAUUAUUAUUUUCCUCCCUGCAUCUUGUUUCUUCCGGAGUAUGUCUGCACUCCGAAAGAAAUUCGGGGACGAUUACCAGGUAGUGACCACCUCAUCCAGCGGCUCCGGCUUCAACAAGCAGGCGCCCGCGGAGAAGAAGCGCAAGAGGCAGCGCUUCGUGGACAAGAACGGCCGCUGCAACGUGCAGCAUGGCAACCUGGGCGGCGAGACCAGCCGCUACCUCUCCGACCUGUUCACCACGCUGGUGGACCUGAAAUGGCGCUGGAACCUGUUCAUCUUCAUCCUCACCUACACGGUGGCCUGGCUCUUCAUGGCGUCCAUGUGGUGGUGCAUCGCCUACAUCCGCGGGGACCUCUAUCGGGCGCACAACGACAAGUACACGCCGUGCGUGGCCAACGUCUACAACUUUCCCUCCGCCUUCCUCUUCUUCAUCGAGACCGAGGCCACCAUCGGCUACGGCUACCGCUACAUCACGGACAAAUGUCCCGAGGGCAUCAUCCUCUUCCUCUUCCAGUCCAUCCUGGGCUCCAUCGUCGACGCCUUCCUCAUCGGCUGCAUGUUCAUCAAGAUGUCGCAGCCCAAGAAGCGGGCGGAGACGCUCAUGUUCAGCGAGCACGCCGCCAUCUCCAUGCGAGACGGCAAACUGACGCUCAUGUUCCGGGUGGGCAACCUGCGCAACAGCCACAUGGUCUCCGCGCAGAUCCGCUGCAAGCUGCUCAAAUCUCGUCAGACCCCCGAAGGCGAGUUCCUUCCGCUGGACCAGUUGGAGCUGGACGUAGGGUUCAGCACGGGAGCCGACCAGCUCUUCCUGGUGUCGCCGCUCACCAUCUGCCACGUGAUCGACACCAAAAGCCCCUUCUACGACCUCUCGCAGAGGUCCAUGCAAACGGAGCAGUUUGAAAUCGUGGUGAUACUGGAGGGCAUCGUGGAGACCACAGGGAUGACCUGCCAAGCGAGGACGUCCUACACCGAGGACGAGGUCCUGUGGGGACACCGCUUCUUCCCGGUGAUCUCCUUGGAGGAAGGCUUCUUCAAGGUGGACUACUCGCAGUUCCACGCCACCUUCGAGGUGCCCACCCCUCCCUACAGCGUGAAGGAGCAGGAGGAGGCCCUUCUCCUCUCCUCGCCCCUCAUGGCCCCGUCGCUGUGCAACAGCGGGGAGAAGAACAGCUCCCUGGACUGCUUGGAGACCCUGGAGGACAAUGACAGCACCACCAAGCUGCCCGCCAAGCUCCAGAAGAUCGCCGGGCGGGACGGCCUGCCCAAGAAGCUCCUGAGGAUGAGCUCCACCACCUCAGAGAUGACGUACAGUUUUGGAGACCUGCCCAUGAAGCUGCAGCGAAUCAGCUCGGUCCCUGGGGUCUCCGACGAUAGGCACGGCGGGAAGGUCUCCAAAAUAAGCACGGAGCCCAUCAGUAAGUCGGUGGCGGACUUGCCUCCUAAGCUGCAGCGACUGGCAGGGGGCAGGAUGGACGGACACCUACCGCCCAAACUUAGAAAGAUGAAUUCAGAUCGCUUCACAUAGAGCAAGCUCUUUUAACUCCUUACCGUGUUCUCUCCUGACUUUGCCAGUUGAAAAAUAUUCCUCUUAUAUCAAAAGAUGUGCACAAGCAGCUUAUGUCCAGCAGGGUCCCGGGUGUACAGUCGUGGUCAAAAGUUUACAUACGCUUGUGAAGAACAUUAUGUCAUGGCUGUCUUGAGUUUCCAAGUUUUGUUUCAUCUGACCACACAACUUUCCUCCAGAAGGUCUUAUCUUUGUCCAUGUGAUGUCAGAUGAAACCAAAAUGGAGCUGUUUGGCCACAAUACCCAGCAAUAUGUUUGGAGAAGAAAAGGUGAGGCUUUUAGUCCCAGGAACACCAUACCUACCAUCAAGCAUGGUGGUGGUAGUAUUAUGCUCUGGGCCUGUUUUGCUGCCAAUGGAACUGGUGCUUUACAGAGGUUAAAUGGGACAAUGAAAAAGGAGGAUUACCUCCAAAUUCUUCAGGACAACCUAAAAUCAACAGGUUGGGUCUUGGGCGCAGUUGGGUGUUCCAACAGGACAAUGACCCCAAACACACGUCAAAAGUGGUAAAGGAAUGGCUAAAUCAGGCUAGAAUGAAGGUUUUAGAAUGGCCUUCCCAAAGUCCUGACUUAAACGUGUGGACAAUGCUGAAGAAACAAGUCCAUGUCAGAAAACCAACACAUUUAGCUGAACUGCACCAAUAUUGUCAAGAGGAGUGGUCAAAAAUUCAACCAUAAGCUUGUGGAUGGCUACCAAAAGCGCCUUAUUGCAGUGAAACUUGCCAAGGGACAUGUAAGCAAAUAUUAACAUUGCUGUAUGUAUACUUUUGACCCAGCAGAUUUGCUCACAUUUUCAGUAGACCCAUAAUAAAUUCAUAAAAGAACCAAACUUCAUGAAUGUUUUUUUGUGACCAACAAGUAUGUGCACACAAAAAAAAUAAGAAUUGUAAAAAUGAUUGUAAACUCAAGACAGCCAUGACAUUAUGUUCUUUACAAGUGUAUGUAAACUUUUGACCACGACUGUAAGUGUACAUGCAGGGAUGGAAGGCUCUUGUUGGGACGGUAUACAAUUAGCACAAUCAGGCAUGUGAGAAGAAAACAGCGCAUGUAGAAACCAAUCUCAAUAAUUCCCGGCAUGACAUUAACCGAUGUUUGUAGUAAAAAAAACAAAAAGAAAAACAAAAAAAA
This is a messenger RNA of Entelurus aequoreus (snake pipefish), 3064 nucleotides long. It is a transcript of the gene kcnj3a, whose product is annotated as potassium inwardly rectifying channel subfamily J member 3a. Bases 416 to 1900 code for a protein of 494 amino acids. The record is from RefSeq and is a predicted model, not a curated record. Gene Ontology annotation, biological process: regulation of monoatomic ion transmembrane transport; potassium ion import across plasma membrane. The transcript is spliced from 3 exons. NCBI's taxonomy places the organism in Eukaryota, Metazoa, Chordata, Actinopteri, Syngnathiformes, Syngnathidae. Gene Ontology annotation, cellular component: plasma membrane. Gene Ontology annotation, molecular function: G-protein activated inward rectifier potassium channel activity.